Molecule: messenger RNA, 312 nt
Organism: Malus domestica (apple)
Lineage: Eukaryota; Viridiplantae; Streptophyta; Magnoliopsida; Rosales; Rosaceae
Source: RefSeq, a predicted model, not a curated record
AUGUGUCAGUGGAGCUGGGGCAAAUGGGUAGUUGAGAUCCGCGAGCCGCGUAAGUGUACUCGCAAGUGGCUGGGGACCUUUGCCACUGCCGAUGAUGCUGCCUGCGCCUAUGGCCAAGCCGCCAUCAUCCUCUAUGGUUCCAGGGCACAGCUCAACUUCCAGCCCUCCGAUUGCAGAUUGCACUUGCCUAGAGAGAGAGGAGAGAGAAAGUGGUGGAGGAAGGUUGGGGGGAUGGGUGGGGAAACGUUUGGUGGCUCGGAGGAGGAGGAUUUGGUGCAGAAGAUGUGGGUGAGAGAUGGGUUCAGAUCAUGA